AUGAAAGCUUUGGUCUACCAUGGACAAGACCACUUUGGCAUCGUCGAGCGCCCCAAACCUCAAGUCACUGCCGCCACAGAUGCAGUCGUUAAGCUUUCGAAAACGACAAUCUGUGGCACAGAUCUUCAUAUUCUCAAGGGUGACGUACCCAGCGUGCAGCAUGGCCGCAUCUUGGGGCACGAGGGUCUCGGCACCAUCGAGUCCGUGGGGUCCGGUGUGUCCUCCUUCAAGCUCGGAGACCGCGUAAUCAUCUCCUGCAUCACCGCUUGCGGCGCAUGCCAUUACUGCUGGCGCGGCAUGCCCUCUCACUGUACCUCGGGUGGCUGGAUCCUUGGCAACACCAUCGACGGCACCCAGGCAGAGUACGUGCGCAUCCCGCACGCCGACACGAGCCUGCACCACAUCCCCUCCGCCACGGACACAGCUGUUGACGAGGACGCGCUCGUCAUGAUCAGCGACAUCCUCCCCACUGCGCUGGAGUGUGGCACGAUGAACGGCCGCAUAACGCCAGGCGCGAGCGUCGCAGUCGUUGGGGCGGGCCCCGUCGGGCUUGCAGCGGUCCUCACCGCACAGCUUUACUCGCCCGUGCUCGUCAUUGUCAUUGACCGCGAUCCCGCGCGGCUCGCGGUCGCGCAGCGCCUCGGCGCGACACAUAUCAUCCAUGCUGGUGCAGAUGGCGAUGUCGUGCGGCGCGUGCUGGAAAUCACGGACGGGAGAGGGGUGGACACGGCGAUCGAGGCGGUGGGUAUCGCGCAGACGUUUGAGCUGUGCCAGGACCUGAUCGGCGUGGGUGGCACAAUCGCCAACGUGGGUGUGCACGGGGGCAAGGCCGACCUACAUCUUGAGAAGCUGUGGGAUAGAAAUGUCGCUAUCACGACGCGUCUGGUGGACGCGGUGACAUCCCCGAUGCUCGUCGAGCUUCUCGCGGCAGGUAAGCUAGACGCGAAGGCGCUCGCGACUCAUUCGUUCAAGUUCAGCGACGUCGAGAAAGCAUAUGCAGCGUUUGGGGAUGCGGGCACGAGCCAAGCACUCAAGGUUAUUAUCAACUUUGAUUGA
Molecule: messenger RNA, 1056 nt
Organism: Postia placenta MAD-698-R-SB12
Lineage: Eukaryota; Fungi; Basidiomycota; Agaricomycetes; Polyporales; Adustoporiaceae
Exons: 3
Coding region: 1-1056 (351 amino acids)
Molecular function (GO): oxidoreductase activity
Source: RefSeq, a predicted model, not a curated record